Amborella trichopoda is the source of this 846-nucleotide messenger RNA. Its product is annotated as ABC transporter A family protein. Lineage: Eukaryota; Viridiplantae; Streptophyta; Magnoliopsida; Amborellales; Amborellaceae. The record is from RefSeq and is a predicted model, not a curated record.
UACACGCGAGACGCUCAAAAGAGCAACUUGGCAGCCCUUGCUGCAGGUAGUCUGUUGUGUUGCGGCCUCUCCCUCUCUCAAUCAGCAAGACCCAUUUUGUCUAUCUCUCUGCAACUUCAUAAAGCAAAGGCAAAAUCUUGAAGUUGGUCUGUAGAGAGAGAGAGAUGGGUGUAGGCUACAUAUUGAGGGUGCGCUUGGCAUCCUUCUUUGCAGGCGCCGCUACUGCCUCAGCGGUGGGUCUCUAUUUUCUCCAUAGGGAUUACCAUAUUGCCCAUCAAACCAUUUCUAAACAGGUGAGGGCCUUUUAUGAGUCCCUUGAUGGACGUAUAUCUGAACUCGAAAAAUUGAAGGAAGUCAAAACUUCAGCACAGUCAGACGCCACAGAAUAAAUAUGGAGCUGUAUUUGGUACUGGCUGAGGAGUUGUGAGAUCUUUUCUUUGAAUGAGGUGUAAGUUUCCUUUGUUUGAAGAUUCAUAGUGUGGCGGAUGCGUAGUAGGCAUGCCAAUUUGGAUUAACGAUAAGCACACAAACUGGGUUAAACUUGGAUACGAGUUUUCUGAAGUAGCUCUUUGAACUCUCUUUUUGAUUUGUUGGAACCAUGGAAAGUUUUUGCUCUCUAGGAAUCCUGAGUUUCUCGGUUUAUUAUAAUAAAAGGUCGAUUUCUUUCAUUCACUUCUGCAUAAGCACCACACACAGAUGUUAUAUGCUUCCUGCUCAAGGAACGGUGAAGGUUGUUAAUCCAAGUGUCAUCUGUAGUUCCCUCUUUAUUUGAUUGCUGAACUUCAUUCUAUUUCGCUCAGAGAUUGGUGGUCCUUUAUAUAUGGUUUAAAGUUUCGUGUUUGCUGA